Molecule: messenger RNA, 2586 nt
Organism: Symbiodinium sp. CCMP2592
Lineage: Eukaryota; Dinophyceae; Suessiales; Symbiodiniaceae
Source: the annotation of a GenBank genome assembly
AUGUCCUGUGAUCCGCGCCGUUGGACCCGAGUAGACGGAGUUGACAAAGGCCGUGUGGUGAUUGCCCUCGUGGUAUUGGACAGCGUCCUGGGUGAUCAGGUUUGGGCCUUGGCGGGUUUGGCGACGAUCGACGUGACGCGCACAAGCGAAGCUGAGAAGGCGUUGAUGGAAUUUGUCGGCCAAUUGAACGAGAAGCUGCUGGAUUGGAAGAGCUCUUUUGGGAGAUCCGGCGUGGACAGGGGAGCCGAGGUCAUCCAUCGUUUCAGAAAACGGCUGUUGGGCAUCGCGAGUUGUUCCAAGUGGGGCAAGGAUCAACUUGACAAGAUGAGGCCACAGACAGGAGCGAAUCCUUCUUGGCCUCCAUCCUUGCACCCUGUGCUGAAUCGUCCUCUGGAUGCCACACCCAUCAUCCAGCAAGCCGCAAGCCAGGCUGGGGAGAUUUUGGAUUCCGUCAUCAAGGAAGAUGCCUUCGCGCAAGCCUUCGCGCAGCAUUGCCUGGAGGUUGCCUCAGCCUUCAACACGAGAGCGCGCAUAAAUAGGUGGCCCCACGAGAUGCUGGAUUCCAUCUACAGCAUGUCUGUGCAGGAGUCAACUUUGCCACAAUCACGAAUGCUGGGGACGCACUAUCCUGAAAAGUUCCUGCGAGCAGACUGGCCGAGUGAUGCGAGUUGGCAUUACGAGAUGCUGGAUUCCACCUACAGCUUGACUGUGCAGGUGUCAACUCUUUCACAUUCACAAAAGCUGGGGGCACACUAUCCUGAAAAGUUCCUGCGAGCAGACUGUAAGAGUGAUACGAGUUGGCAUUACGAGAUGCUGGAUUCCAUUUACAGCUUGUCUGUGCGGGAGUCAACUUUGCCACAAUCACGAAUGCUGGGGACACACUAUCCUGAAAAGUUCCUGCGAGCAGACUGGCCGAGUCAUGCGAGUUGGCACGAGAUGCUGGAUUCCACCUACAGCUUGACUGUGCAGGUGUCAACUUUUACACAUUCACAAAAGCUGAGGCCACACUAUCCCGAAAAGUUGCUGCGAGCAGACUGUAAGAGUGAUACGAGUUGGCAUUACGAGAUGCUGGAUUCCAUCCACAGCUUGUCUGUGCAGGAAUCAUGUCUGCCACAAUCACGAAUCCUGGUGACACACUAUCCUGAAAAGUUCCUGCGAGCAGACUGGCCAAGUGAUGCGAGUUGGCAUUGCGAGAUGCUGGAUUCCACCUGCAGCUUGACUGUGCAGGUGUCAACUCUUUCACAUUCACAAAAGCUGGGGGCGCACUAUCCUGAAAAGUUCCUGCGAGCAGACUGUAAGAGUGAUGCGAGUUGGCAUUACGAGAUGCUGGAUUCCAUCUACAGCUUGACUGUGCAGGUUACAACUCUGCCGCAACAAAUGCUGGGGGCACACUACCCUAAAAAGUUCGUGAUAGCAGACUGGCCGAGUGAUGCGAGUUGGCUUCACGAUGCAUUUGCCGAGGCUAUCCUGAAAAAACAACAACAGGCCGUGCUUUUGGGUGAGCAGCAUCUGCAAGUCCUAGGCCCAGGGUCUAGCUUGGAUGAUGCAGAUGAGGCCAUCGCAGCCGCCACAGAGAUCUUGUUUUGGUCAAGUUCCUCCGAUGAUGCCCCAGCUGCAUCCGAUUCGUUGGCAUCAGCGACCGCCACGGGGCAAACAGACAGCAUGUGGGCGCGACGGAUGCUGGCACCUGACACCUUGGAGCUCGUGAGACAGCUCGUGAAUGUUUGGAGACUUGCGGCACAUCGUGAGUUGCACCGUCAUUUAAACACUGCUGAUACCGCUGCUCUCCAGGAUGCUGCCAAUGUGGUGAACAAGUUCGUUAAGAACGACCAAGAGUUGAACAACGCAGUCAAAGCGAGGGUUCUGCUUGUGAACGAACGGCUGGCAAAGGAAUCGCAGGAUGCAGGUGAUCUGGAUGGUCAUUCCUUGGCAUGUGCUGUUGUACAGGCAUUGGAGCCCAAAGUAUCCCUCAUAUUUCUGCUCGACCAAUCAGGUUCAAUCACUCAGCCUGUUUUUGACGGCAUCCUGAAGAAUUGUGCCGAGCAGCUCGUACAGUUUCUCGUGCAGCGACGAAGGGAGGUUGGUGGGCUUGAGUUUGCAGCCGUGGCUUUUGGGCCUGUCGAAACAAUCAGCGGCUUCACUACCGAAGGGCAAGUCUUUGCUGACAGAAUCAGAAAACACGUCUAUGGCGAGGAACGAACUCCCACUGACAAAGCCUUUCGCCGUGCGCUAGACUUGUUUGACGAGCAAUCUUCUUCGGCUGCCUCGGCAGUACGAUUGGUCUUCCAUUUCACGGAUGGUGUUCCCGACGAGCUUCAAUCGGCAAAGGACGAGCUGGCGGCACUCCAGACGCAGAGUGGCGCGGUGGUGGUUGGAAUCGGGAUUGGCACUGGCAUCGAAUUUGGCCGACUGAGAGCAAUUAGCAGCAAAGGCUUAGCGAUUCACAUGGCAGACUUCGACCACCUAAGGACGAGUCUACAUCGAGCCUUCGAACUGAUCGAUGAGGCACAGGCGCAGUGCAAGAGCGUGAGUUCAGAGGACGUCUUGAAUGAGAUGCAGCGGUCGAUCCAAAGAGCUGUGGCCUGA